Messenger RNA from Closterium sp. Naga37s-1, 4308 nucleotides. The record is from the annotation of a GenBank genome assembly. Lineage: Eukaryota; Viridiplantae; Streptophyta; Zygnematophyceae; Desmidiales; Closteriaceae.
AUGUCAGCCGCACGAUCUGGAGUAACGGGAAUAUCGGCUCUGCUCCGGCAGCUGGUCAUGCCGCACCUCGCCGUCCAACUCCAGGACGGCCGGUCGAAGAUCAUCAAGCAGGCGUGCAACCUCGUGUCAGCAAUCGCCGAGUGCCUGUCCGGGGAUUUCGAAGCAUGCGCGGACAUCGUGCUUCAGGAGCUGAUGAAGCUGCUGGGGUCGUCCGCGGCUAUCAUGGCCGACUCAGCAGACUCCACCAUUCGAACUGUGGUGAUGCGAUGCAGGCCCUCUCGCACGCUGAGCAAGGUCUUUGAGACGGCCCGGGCAUCAAAGAGCACAGUCGUGAGGAGCAGGUGUGCGGAGUACGUGCUGCUGGCGUUGGAGGUGUGGGGCCCGCAGGGCGAGCUGGUUACGCUGGUGGAUGCGACUGAGAGCAGCAUUCGCAGUGGCGUGCAGGAUGGCACGCGGGAGGUGCGAGCCACAGCCAGGCGCAGCUUCCGGGAGUUUUCCCACUUGUGGCCGGAGAGGGCCGCCCGGCUGCACUCCUCGUUUGACAUCACGGUGCAGAAGGUCACAGCUGCUGCUGCAGCAGCAGUGAGGGUAGUGGCAGGGGCAGGCGGAGGAGGAGGAGGAGGAGGAGGAGGAGGAGGAGGAGGAGGAGGAGGAGGAGGAGGAGGAGGAGGAGGAGGAGGAGGAGGAGGAGGAGGAGGAGGAGGAGGAGGAGGAGGAGGAGGACUCAGAGGAGAAAGAGGAGGGGCUGUAGCAGGGGGAGGAGCAGCAGGAGCAGCUGUAGCAGCAGAUGUUGUGGGAUCGAGGGCUGCAGGGGCAGCUGGGAGGGGAGAUCGGAUUGGUCCGCAGAGAGUGAAAUUAACGAGUGAGACUGACACUGCUGCUGGUUCUGCCGCUGCUGAGAGUGAUGAUUAUGAUGUCGAUUCUGCAAGAGACGGGGUGUCAUCUGCGGAAGGUUCACCUGGGAGGACUGAGGCGAACCUAUCCCCCAAGAUAGUCCGCGUUUUAAACUUCGAUUCUGCUAGCCGCACCACUGCUGCUUCUGCUGGUGUUCCUGUGGACAGUGUUCCUAUGAAAGAGAAUGUCCAUGGGGGUUGGGGUGGAGGAGCAGAAGCAGGGGGAGCAGCUGAGGGAGGUGGUGCAUGUGGGGUUGGGCCGAGGAGGCAGAGGCACAGCAUUGCUGCAUCAACUAAUCUCGAGGGCUUAGUGCUUUCCCGCAAUCACGAAGGGCUGCUGCCUUCAAGACCUCUGGGAACUGCUGCGAACCGGGUGGGGCGAGGGGCGCUGGGGGAACGGGAGGCGGAGGGGAAGGGGGGAGUUGGGGUGCGAACGGGGAACGUGAGUGGAGGCGGAGUUGGGGGAGGUGGGAUUGGGGGGGUUGGGGUUGGGGGUGCUGGUGGGGAGAGGAGGGCGGUGCAUGCGAGGAGGUCUGUUGGGGGGUUAGUGCGACACCUGGACAGGGUAAUGGAGCUGCUAGUAACGGGGAUGGAAUUCGCCCACACCAAGGUCGCGUCCUCAGCUCUGCCCUCCUGGAAGAUCUGGUGCUGCACUGCCCGCCCAUCCUCACCCCUCCCCACCUUGACAAAUGGCUUCCCCCCUCUCUUCUCCCCUGCUUUCCACCCCUGGCAGCACCUGGACAGAGUAGUGGAGCUGCUAGUAGCGGGGAUGGAGUUCGCCCACACCAAAGUCGCCUCCUCAGCUCUGGCCCUCCUAGAAGACCUCGUGCUGCACUGCCCGCCCAUCCUCACCCCUCCCCACCUUGACAAAUGGCUUCCCCCCUCUCUUCUCCCCUGCUUUCCACCCCUGGCAGCACCUGGACAGAGUAGUGGAGCUGCUAGUAGCGGGGAUGGACACCUGGACAGAGUAGUGGAGCUGCUAGUAGCGGGGAUGGAGUUCGCCCACACCAAAGUCGCCUCCUCAGCUCUGGCCCUCCUAGAAGACCUCGUGCUGCACUGCCCGCCCAUCCUCACCCCUCCCCACCUUGACAAAUGGCUUCCCCCCUCUCUUCUCCCCUGCUUUCCACCCCUGGCAGCACCUGGACAGAGUAGUGGAGCUGCUAGUAGCGGGGAUGGACACCUGGACAGAGUAGUGGAGCUGCUAGUAGCGGGGAUGGAGUUCGCCCACACCAAAGUCGCCUCCUCAGCUCUGGCCCUCCUAGAAGACCUCGUGCUGCACUGCCCGCCCAUCCUCACCCCUCCCCACCUUGACAAAUGGCUUCCCCCCCUCUUCUCCCGCGUGGCUGACACUGGGAAAGACCAAGGGGAGGCUGUGCAGGUGCUGCUGCCGGUGUUAGAGAGGGCUUUGGAGGGGCAGAGGGGGCCGAGGGUAAGUGACGUGCUAUGCGUGAUGCUGGAGCGGGCGUUGGAGGGGCAGAGGGCGCCGAGGGUGCGGGUGUGUGUGGUGGAGUUUGCAGAGCAGGUGCUGAGGGGGAGGGCGGGGAGAGAGGAGGAGAGAGAGGAGGGAGGGGAGGGGGAGGACGGGGGUGAGGAGGGGGAAGGAGGGAGGCAGCGUUGUGGGAGUGCAUUGGCUCGGGUCAGAAAGAGCACAGCGGAAGCCAAGAGCAUCAGGCAGUGGGGCGUGCGUCUCCUCCCACUGCUCAAGGACCCAAAGACCCGCCUGCCAGCAGCGCGGUGUCUGGGGGAGGUGGUGGCACAGAUCGGCCCUGUGUUCCUGGCAGCUCACAUUGAUUCGCUCCCUGACUCGGAACUGACUGACUUCCUUGCGCUGCUAGACAGGGCGGCACAGCCGGAUGUAGCGGUGGCUGUAGCAGAGUUUGUGCAGGGGAGUCAGAUUCACGGGCAUGGACAUGGCAUGUCGACAGCUGGGCCGAGACACGAACGAGCGUCGGGAGCAGCUCGAGCAUCGGCAACAUCCGCCGACUCAGGCAUGCACAUAGCUGGUCUCACUGAACGAGACAGUGGGCAGGUGGUGUGGGAGGGGGGAGACGAUGGGGGAGGAGUGGGAGAGCGAGAGGCAUUAAGGGAGGAUGAGGGAUGGGAAGAGGGAGAAGAUAGACGGGGAGGUGAGGGCGCAGGUGAGGAGUCUGAACAAGAGGAGGGUGGAGACGAGGGUGGAGACGAGGGUGGAGACAAGGAAAGGCGUGCUGAGGGGGAGAUGUAUGGUCAAGUGCCAAUUGCGACUGGUGAGAAUGCGGUGCAAGACGGUAUGGACCCUUUCUUUGCGGCGCCCCAAACGAUUCAUGGUGAAGAGCCUAUUGCGACUGGUGAGAAUGGGGUGCGAGGCGGAGCAUCAGCAGAAUCUGCUGCCUCUGAAGCAUCUGCAGAGGCAUCUGCUUCGACAGCCGUCACCGACUCAGCAGUGGAUUCAGCAGCCCAUCACUUAGCUAAGCACGUCUCGCUAAGUUCUGCUGUGGACUCCCCGGGUGCAGCUCACAACCCCUCUUUUCUUCCAAGCUAUGCUCCUCUUGCUACAGAUGAAUUCGCUAAGAGAGAUGAAAGGCUGCUUGACCAAGGGCCAUGGGGAGGAAGAGCGGAAAGUGGGGAAGGGGGUGCUUGUGCUGGUGGGGAGGAGUGGGUAGGGUGGGAGGAGGAGAGGGAAGAGGUAGAUGAUGCGUGGGUGGCAGCUGAAAUCGCUGAUGCCAUGAUGUGGGCGACCGGGAGAGAAGAGAUGUUGGAUGUGUGUGGCCAGGAGUGUAGACUUAGGUUGGGAGAUCAAGACAAGUUCAAGAAUGAGAAGGCUGAGGGUGGUGAGAGGAGGGAGGAACAGAAUGAGAUGGAUGUUGUGGAAUAUUAUUCGUCGCUUUUUGGGGUCCCCGGGGUUUUGGAUGCUGCGAUUGGUGCUCCAGAGGGCAACCUAGAACGAAUUAGUUAUGUGGCCCUCGGGUUAGGCAUGAUAGUGACGUCAGCGCUGGUCAUCUGGAAGGGCCUCAUGUGCUGGACCAAUAGCGAGUCGCCAGUUGUCGUCGUGCUCUCAGGCUCCAUGGAACCCGGCUUCAAACGAGGCGACAUUCUCUUUCUCCACAUGAACCCAACGCCGCUCUCUGUGGGGGAGAUUGUGGUCUUCAACGUGGAUGGUCGAGACAUUCCCAUUGUGCACCGUGUGAUCAAGGUCCACCAAGAGGCCGACCCUGACGAGUUUCAGGCACUCACAAAGGGUGACAAUAACGAAGGGGACGAUCUGCCACUGUAUGCGGAAGGGCAGCUGUGGCUGCGCAAGAAGCACAUCAUUGGGCGCGCCAUGGGGUACCUCCCCUAUAUCGGCUACGUCACCAUUAUCAUGACUGAACACCCCUACAUCAAGUUCAUUCUCAUCGGUGUUCUCGCUAUUCUUGUCCUCACAUCCAAAGACUAA